GCAGCUCUCAUACACAAGAGCGAGCGAUCAGUGCCGGAGGACAAAAGAGAAAAAUGCAGACAAGAUGAGACACGAUCAGCUGUAGACUUCAGAGCAACAUGUUUUCGCAGAUCUUCGCUAUUGAUAUUGUGCUUUUCCUCAAAGUGUUUUUGUACACAAGGUUUUAAGGCGCGAUCAUUAUUGAAGACCCAUUUCCAGCCUUGAGGCAUUUUUACAGAGUUUUCGCUUUUGGACAAACGAGGACGAGUUUCAAAACUUUUAGUUCCAAGUUUUGGAAUUAUCUGACUCAGGAAAAUCAGAAGUCGGUAAAGGAAAGGGUGAUUAGGCGAGGGCACAGGGUGCUGGUGUGAGUUCUAGUGUUAGUUAUUGGGUAUUUUUGGAGGCUCGGGAUGGUCACUUGGUCAGUACUCUGGCUGGCGCUCACUGCCCUGUGUGUGAGCAGCGACAAAGAAGUCCGACCUGAGAUAUGGCUACAGCAGUAUGGAUAUCUUCCUCCUGGUGAUGUGCGUGCUCAGGCUAUCCGCUCCCCCAAGGCCAUCGCCUCUGCUAUCAUCGCCAUGCAGAAGUUCUACGGCCUCACCAUCACCGGAACCAUGGACCCUGAAACAGUCAGUGCAAUGCAGCGACCACGCUGUGGGGUUGCAGAUAAAUUUGGCAGUGAGCAGAAGAGCAACCUGAGGAAAAGACGCUAUGUCAUUCAGGGUCAGAAGUGGGACAAGGCAGAGGUCACGUUCAGCAUCCAGAACUACUCUCCUAAAGUGGGAGAGUAUGAGACUCACGAGGCCAUCCGGAAGGCCUUCAAGGUUUGGGAGUCGGUCACACCACUCAAGUUUCGGGAAAUUCCAUACUACCAGAUAAGAGAAAGGCCCGAAAGGUUCGCAGACAUCAUGCUUUUCUUUGCUGAAGGCUUUCAUGGUGAUAGCACGCCAUUUGAUGGGGAGGGAGGCUUUCUGGCCCACGCAUACUUCCCUGGCCAGGGGAUCGGAGGUGACACACACUUUGACGCAGCAGAGCCUUGGACAACUGGCAAUGUGGACCAAGGAGGAAAUGAUGUUUUCCUGGUCGCAGUGCAUGAGCUGGGGCAUGCACUGGGUUUAGAGCACUCUGGGGAUCCUUCUGCUAUCAUGGCUCCAUUCUACCAGUGGAUGGAGACUGAGAAUUUUGUGCUUCCUGAGGAUGACAGACGUGGAAUACAACAGAUUUACGGUACUCGGUCAGGAGAGGUGCCUCAACCCCCUGCCCCGCGGCCUACUCGCAAACCUGAUCGACCAUCAGUCGGACCUGAUAUCUGCAAAGGCCACUAUGACACCAUUGCCAUCCUGCGGGGAGAGAUGUUUGUCUUUAAAGACAAGUGGUUCUGGCGAAUGCGUGACGGUAAACCUCUUCAGGGUUACCCCAUGCCCACUGGACACUUCUGGAAAGGCCUGCCAUCCUCUAUCAAUGCAGCCUACGAACGUUCAGAUGGGAAAUUCAUCUUCUUUAAAGGUGAUAGGUACUGGGUGUACAACGAGGCCACUAUGGAUCCUGGAUAUCCUAAAACCUUUAAGGAGUUGGGCACAGGCCUUCCUAAAGACAGAAUAGACGCUGCACUCUUCUACACCCCAAAUGGAAACACCUACUUUUUCAGAGGCAGCAAGUAUUACCGCUUCAAUGAGAACACACGCUCUGUGGAUGCAGAUUACCCCAAACCCAUCAAUACGUGGAGUGGAGUGCCUGAUGAUAUCAAAGGAGCCUUUAUAAACGAUGAUAGAGCCUUUACCUACUUCUACAAAGCCAACAAAUAUUGGAAGUUCAACAACAAGCAGAUGAAGGUGGAGUCUGGCUACCCCAAGUCUGUCCUGACCGACUGGAUGGGCUGCGAGCUUGAUGAUUCUACAAAGCCGGACGGAACCGACGAGGAGGUCAUCAUCAUUGAGGUGAACAAUUCAGAUGGUUUCCCUGGAGGCGCGGCAGUCAUAGUGAUCCCUCUCUUCCUGUUGGCCUGUGUGCUCAUGGUUCUGGGAGCGUUGCUGUUCUUCCGGCGCUACGGUACCCCACGACGCCUCCUCUACUGCCACCGCUCUCUACUGGACAAGGUUUAAAGAUGAAGGGAUGGAAACCGAGAAGAAUGGGAUGUAGGGGCAAUAGCAGGGGCUAAAAGAAAGGGUGUGGGGAGGGGGAUGAUGCGAGAAUGGAGAGGCUUUGCUCAGAUGGAGAUGAUAAGGACUUUGAGAUUGUUUACAGAACAGCAAGGACGAAAAGAAGGAGAAGUAGGGAAGAAAGGAUGAAGAAGUAAAGCCACAGAAAAGGGAACAAUGCAUAUUGUUUUGGUAGUUACUUGUACAUCUCUGCCAUAAUGAAUAGACCCAUGCAGGAGAGAGAGAGAGAGAGUUACAGAGAAAAAGAGGGAGCUUAAAAAAUAAAAUUUGUAUUGAAUUUAGUAAAAGAAAGUAAAGCACUUUUUAUCAUAUUGGCCCUCCCUCUUCCUCUCUUAUAGUCUGUCUCUCCCAAAUCCAACGACUCCAGCCACAGUGCUGUAUGAUUAAUGCCUUUGUUUCUGCUUUCAUAAAUUUCCAUCUCACCUCUGAUUUUAGCUCUUAAAUUUAGCCACAAUUUUUUUUUUAUUUCUCCCAAAAACCUUCUAUCCUUAUAAUCCCUGUCAGUGUCUUCAACCUCUCAGGUAGCAUUCAUUACCUGCAUUUGGGAAGAUUACCAAAUUCAUCUGUAUUUCCACAGACAUGCUUGUAUUUGGAUGAAAAAAUAUUAAACUCCCAGUGAAAGAUGUCUUCAUAUCAUAAAGUAUAUCUCAACUGUAGAGACUGCUGUAUUACAGAGGGUUAAGGUAAAAGGUCAAUGUUCAGGGAGGAAGUGUGUCUCUGGCUCCUGAAAGGAGGCCGGUCUUUAUUUUACACCCAGAGAAAGAGCUGUCUUGCAGGUACAUCUCCAGAUAUUAAUGUUAUAAAGUGUUUGUUACCAUGUAUUGUUAUUAAUGUUAUUAAUGAUUGCGCUUGUUAUUAUUAUAACUAUGGUUAUUGUUAUUAUUGUUCUCCGUACUUAGUCCUUUUUUUUUUUUUUUUUUUUAGUCAUUUCAAGUCCUGCUGGACAGAGGCAGAAUGUGACUGUUAUUAAAAUGACUCCCAAUGUAUUUUAAUGUAAAAAAAAAAAAAUAAAUAAAUAGAUAACAUCAGGUUAUUCCACAGGAAAUAAACAUUUUUGUAUGAAAGAUUCGAAAUAAUGUUGAGGAAUUCAAGAAAUUGUUAGGGAGAAGAUCCGAAAACUAUUUACAAACACCAGUCCUGUUGACAGGCCAAAGUUGCUGUGUGUUAUUUUUUGCAAUAAUGUUUGUGACUUUAUAUGAAAAAAAAAACCCUCACUGGAUUUAUUGUAUUUGGAUGGUUCUCUGGAGAAAACCUUGUUCUUUUGGGUGGAGCAAAAGUUUUCAGAGAGGAAUAAACCUGAUUAUGGAAAAAAAAAA
Hemibagrus wyckioides is the source of this 3454-nucleotide messenger RNA. It is a transcript of the gene mmp14a, whose product is annotated as matrix metallopeptidase 14a (membrane-inserted). Lineage: Eukaryota; Metazoa; Chordata; Actinopteri; Siluriformes; Bagridae. Gene Ontology annotation, biological process: zymogen activation; extracellular matrix organization; collagen catabolic process. Bases 390 to 2081 code for a protein of 563 amino acids. Gene Ontology annotation, molecular function: metalloendopeptidase activity; zinc ion binding. Gene Ontology annotation, cellular component: extracellular matrix. The record is from RefSeq and is a predicted model, not a curated record. The transcript is spliced from 10 exons.